UGAAGGUGUCUAUCAUGGUUGCCUGUUAGUGCAGGCCGCGCUUGUAGAGAAAGCAUCAAUCUGCUAAGGAGAGAUCAAGCUGGGCAUAAGGAGCAGGAUACUGCGAUGAUGUAAACUUGCAGAACAUUUAAAAUUAAAUAGCAGCAGAUGAUUCCGUAAUGAAUUUGUCAAGUUUUAAGGUUCAAGAUGUCUGGUAUCAGCAUAUUCCCUUUUACCCUUCAUGUACUUGUGGGUAAUUUACAAGUGGCACGAUAUUGAAAGAAUGCCGCCACUGCUCUUGAUCUAUUUAAGAGAAACUUCCUGUACUGUUUAUUUUCAAUCAAGAACACAUUUUUAAUGUAUACAAGUUGCCAUGGAAACUCUUCACAGCUGCUCAGAAGAAAAUAUUAGGCCAAAAUCCUCUUCUUCAGUCUGCGAGCAAAAUGAUAAUGCUCAGGAUUCUGCAAAGGUUGAGAUCUCUCCUGGGCAAAACAGGCCUGGUGUGGACCACCAAAAUCAUGGAAAGCAGAAAAAGACCCCAUUCAAAUUUUUUGGAGGAAGAAAGAGCAUCUGUACCUUGCCAAGCUUCUUUGGGGGAAAGCACAAAGGCUUGGGAAAGGGCAGCUCAUGGAAAGGCCUAAGUAAAAGCAAAACUCAUGAUGGAAUUAGUGAUGUGCCCUGUGAGGAUGGGAAGAAAGGUUGUUCUGAAAGUUCUAUCAACAAACUAUCUUGUCAGGAGCUUACGAGAGUGGGGCAUACUUUGCCCAGCUCACACAGUGCAGAUUUGAGUGUUUCUUCCACAGUCAAGCUUGAUUUCAACUUCCAUGAUACUUCCCCACUUGGCAGCACUGAGUGUUUUGAUAAAAAAGUAAACGGAGAGAAGUCUCUGUCAUUUCCUCGACCAAAAAAGGGCCUGAAAGGACUUUUUAGCAGUAUACGUCGUCAUAAGAAAAAAAAUCCUGAUACUGAAAAAUCAGUGCAUUAUGAUCACACUACUCCUUUUGUGAUAAUAGAACCUGAAAGUAAAAAGUAUCACAAAAAGCCAGAACUUGAAGAGAGCAUUGAAUUGCCAAAUCUCAGGUUGUCUCCAAAUUCAUCUCUUAAUAAGACCGUGGAAAGUGAAAAAGAGACUUUGGAAUGCUCAGUCAGCUUUUCAGAAGUAACUAAACAUACAGUAAGUGAUUUACCUGUAGAAGCAAAUAUUGAUGUUGCUAAUGUGGAACAUGCCUUAGAUACAAAACCCAGCUCUGCUGUUUUAUGCUCUAGUCCAAUCGAGAACUUUCCAGAAGUUGCAAAUGUAGAUGCUAUAGCCUUGCCUAGUAUCUCUGCUGGUGACCAGAUUAGCCUUAUUUUUGAUGAAGUCUCUUCCCUCAAGAGUUUUGACUCCUUUACUGGUUGUGGGGACAUAAUUGCAGAUCAGGAUAUUGAUACUGUCAGUGAUAGUGCAGUUUCCUUGGAGAGAAGCCGGGAAACUACGAAGAGGAGCUCCUGUCUUGUGACUUAUCAAGGAGGUGGAGAAGAGAUGGCAACGCCAGAUGAUAUGGAGGAGGAGUAUCUUCAGCAUCUCUUGGAGGAAAGCAGUGAAACAGAUGCAAGCUACACACUUGAUAAAAAUCAUGAUCUGAAGGAAUUUACUGAACUGGAGAAUACUGGCUAUACUUUAGAAGUUGAAAAUACGUACAAUGAAAGAGUGGUUACAAACAAUACAGAGGUAUUAAGCCCACAAAGUGAUCAGCAGGAAUCGGCUCCAAAUAGUGAUGAAGGGUACUAUGAUUCUACUACUCCUGGAAAUGAAGAUGAUACAGGAGAUGGCUUCUCUCAGAAAGAACGUCUUCCAAGAGACAGCUAUAGUGGGGAUGCUCUCUAUGAGUUUUAUGAGCCUGAUGACAGUCUCAUGAGUCCUGCACCUGGAGGAGAGUCAAUGUAUGAGAGUAAAACGCCAUGCUCUGAAAUUUUUGAGCAGUUAUUUGAUUUUAGUCUUCCAGCUGGCAAUAACUUAAUUCAAGAUAUUGAGUGCAAAAACAGUGCAAUGGAGACAGAAGAAGAGCGCUUGGCUGUAAUUCAGAAACAGCUGCUAUUUUGGGAGAAACAACGAGAGGCAACUUUAAAAGGAAUAGAAGAUUUGAAUAAAGAUUUAUUUUCCAAAGAUACACAAAAUGUUGAAUGUAAUGCCAAAACAAAGUUAAUGGGGAAGGAUAAGGUUUACUUAAGCAGUAAAAAAAUACCACAGAACACAAGCAAAGAGUUUCUUAACAAAGGCAUACCAAAUUCACGAUUUGAGAAACUUAGCUGGAAAGACUUCCAGGAAAAUUCUCUUGCAAAUUCUAGUUACCAGGAAAGCUACAUCCAACAUUUAGUGGGUAAUGGCCUUAUACGGGGAAUGGAUUUUGAGCUGAAUGUUGAUCGCCUCAGAGCUCAAAACCAAAGCGACACAAAUGAAGCAAAUCUUAUGUAUCCAAACACUACUGCCAUGCUUCAAAGCCAGAAUGUAUUUGUUGCAGAUAAUGCAUCCAUCUCUGCCUAUGAUCAAGAGUCUGAAUUUGACCAGGCUGUGAACUUCUCUCAAACACUUGUUGAUUUCACUUCUAAUGACAUGUUAUUUUCAAGAAUCUCUGAACGUCUGGGUAAAGCAGAUGGUAGUUCUUCUUUCCAACACAAACUUGAUGCUCUUCCAACUAUGGUUACCUUUGACAUUGUUGAUGUUGAAAAUGAAGGUGAAUGUGACCAGCAAAUAGAACUGAGCGUAGGAGAUGAUGUGGUUGAAUCAUUCGAGAAUUUUGACCACAGCUGUGUUCAGGAGUCUUUAGCUGAUUGUGAACAGUUGUUUCAGUUGGACUCUACACAAACUUUCCACAGCUAUAACUGGGGAGUUACAAGUCUUCCUCGCCAUUUUGGCCACUAUAAAUUGAACCCCCCUAUGCCAGCACCACUUUCUCUUAACAGAAGGAGCAAAUCUCUGGAUGCAGAGAGCUUAGAGUUAGAACGUGAUGGUUUGCAAUUAUCAAAGAAUGUUUUAAAAUCCUAUGAUUUUAUUGCACCUUGGGGGGGUGAAAAGACUUCCUGGAAUUAUGAGGCAACGUGCCCCUUGGAUCAUGAGGUAGGAUGGGAUGGCUGUGAUGCUUUACAGCAGAGAGAUCAGACAUCUGAAGAGUUUUUAGGAUACAGCCCAGUAAUAACUUCAAAUCAAGCUUACAAUAGAAAACCUCAGGACUUAAUUACAAAUAAACAGAUAGCAAGGACCUUAACUUCACCUUUAGAAUGUAACAGCAGGCAACCAAGCCCUUACCAAUAUAACAGAAAAAACACUUCAAAGAAACUAGCUCUUGUUUUACCGCUGGAAGAGAGGAAGGUGUUGGAUGUAAAUCGCAGCACUUGUGUUUCCCACAUACAUGAUAAACAAGUUAAGGCCAAACCAGUGGGCAUCACACAAGCAAUGCCACAACAUCAGAAAAAUGAGGAAGAAACCUUAAAAUUACCAACGUGCUACCAGGAACAGUCUGUGGAUUCCACAAAAGGGACAGUGGAGCACAGAGACUCUGCUUCUGAGAACUGGAGUAAAAAUUAUGGUGAAUGUACUACUAGCAGUUAGUCUUGUUUUCCUGUUCAUCCUCACUAUACUGUCUUUAAGAAAACUGUUUUUAAAUAUUGGUUGUGAACCAAAAAAUUGACUAGGAGCUGCAUUUAUUAUUCUUAUUUAUUUUACUAGAAUUUUAUUGUGGUUGCUGGGUGGUCAUAGCAUCUAGGCAAAUCUACUGAUUGUAUUGAACAGUAUCACAAUAGUAUUCUACUGUUUCUGAAAUUGAAAUUAAGCCAUUGUUUGCUCUGUGAUCGGUCCCAUUUUGCCUACCAAUAUAGGGCAUUUUUUUUUUUUUUUUUUUUAUAAAUGCCUCUAUGGUAUCAUCUCCCAACUACUGUUUAAGUCCACCAGUGCAUAUUAUAUAUCCUUAUCUUUGCACGUCCUGUAUGCUUAGUCAUGACACAAUAUGGAUGAAUAUAGCAUACAAUACAUCCUAACAUAGUGGAUAUAUCAAUUUGAUCCACUUUUCAUAUUAAAAGCAUAUGGUGCCAGGUAAUCUAUUAUGAGCAAUACAAAAUCAGACUUAUAUAAACAUAACAAAGGGCUUGACAAAUUUGUUCAAAUCUAGGAGCUAGCCCAUACAUUUAAGAGCCAGAAGCUUUCAGACAUUCUUAAGAGAAAUAUAUCUAUCUGCAUAGUAUAUUCAUAGGCAAAUAGCCAAAUAUGUACACACGUGUAUGUAUGUUUAGAUUUGUAUAUCCCAGUUGCGAGGCCUAAAAAGGAUCCAGCUGCACCAAGCUAAAUUUAAGUUGCCAUGGGUGUCUUGUUGAAUCUAAACCACGGCACCAGGGUUUGUCAUGCCCUGAACUAAUAGUUUUUACCAAGACUAAAUAAAAUGACUAAUGUGAGUGAAUGUGUUAUAAUUUUUCAACAUUCUUAAUUGCAUUUUUAGAGUGGCAAGUACAUUUUGUUUUUUAUAACUGACCAAUAAUGCUGAUUAACUUCUCUGCCUUUACAGCUAUGGCAGGAUGAAGUCUAUUUAGGUGACUUCGGCACUAAAAAAAUCUUGUGCUCUUGUUUGUGUCUGAUACACCAUUGUAAUACACUAGUCUGGCACAUUACAACUGACUCUGCAAACCAUUGAUACUGCAUCAGGUCAUUGUCCCUCUUUAUUGUGUAUAAAACAUUAGUGUUUGAAAUGGGGAAAUAGCUUUGAGUCCCUUUUUGCAUUGUAUCGGCUUAUCAUAUAAUUCAAUGUUGGAAAAAUGCACAUUAUGUUGUAAAGGUAACAGAACCUUGUAUAAGCUACUUCCAAAUGCCUCUGAAGAAAGAAAGAAGUUGGUUCCAGCCUCCAAACGAUUCUUUAAAAAGUGACCUUAAUUGGUCCAUAUUAAGGUCCAAAAACAUGUUUCAGGCCUGCAAUCGGUUAAUUAAAGGAACACUAAACCCAACACAAUUCUCUCAUGAUUCUAGUAGAGAAUACAAUUUUAAAUAUUCCAAGUUACUUGUAUUAUCUAAUUUGCUUCAUUCCUUAGAUAUCGUUUGCUGAAGAAAUAGCAAUUAACAUGUGUGAGCCAAUCACCUGAGGCAUCUAUGUUCAGCAACCAAUCAGCAGCCACUGAGCCUAUCUAGAUAUGCUUUUCAGCAAAGUAUAUCAAGAGAAUUAAGCAAAUUAGAUAAUAGAAGUAAAUUAAAAAGUUGUUUAAAAUUGUACUCUUUCUGUUUAAAUAUUUAUUUUAUUUGUAUACCAGCAGGGAAAAAUAUUACCACAUGAAUAUAAAUAAGCAAAAACACAGACAUAUUCUUUGUGUGUGUGCCACGCAGGGCAUCAAAACCUAUGAAAAAAAACAAGAAAAAAACUGCAUAUAAAUAACUUUAGUAGUAUCUCAGCAAACUUAACUAUAUUCUCCCUGUUGGAAUUUUUAACUUUAACUUACAUUCCUUUUUAUUAAGUCUAUGUUUUAAUUUUAUUUUCGGCAUUGCUGUUUCAGACAAUUACAGAAAUCCAAAAUAAACAGUUAGUAUGGCUAGGUAUACCUCAAACCAAAAAAAAAAAAAAUAUAUUGUCCCUAUGGUGUGUACAUAUAUAAUCGCUUGUAAUCGCCUUCCUCCAUCCCCCUCUCGCACAUUAUAGUCCUGCAUUAUUAGCUGGAAGCCAGGUACUAGGGAAAGUCCCCGCCAGUACUCGUAGUUGGGAAAAAAACUGAUUUAACAUAUGGUUUGACUAUAUAUUAUCUUUACCAGCUGGUACGCAAAAUAUUAAACACUUUCCAAUGUUUAAAGAACAUGUUUAAAGAACACUUUCCAAUGUUUAAAGAACAUGUUUAAAGAACAGUUCUACUUGAUCGUCAGGCAGCCCGUGUAGAUUGUAACGUUCAGACAUACACUGAGUUAGCACUGAGUUAGCAGGGCCUGUUUAAGCUCUCUCAAGGUGGGCGCCUUUUUUGCUUUCCAUUUUCUCAAUAUCAAGUUUCUGCCCAAAAAUAUAAUUAUAUUAAUCAAUUUCAGAUUACAAACUGUUCCUUGAUAUUUAACUAAAAACAAGAUCUCCAUGGGCUGAAUAGUGUAAUCAAGUCUAAGAGCUGCGUUCAUCCAAUAUACUAUCUUAGCCCAAAACUGACCAAUCAUAGGACAGGACCAAAAACAGUGUAUGAUAUCUGCACAGAUGGCACUACAUCUGGUACAAGGAAUGUCCACACCAUACCAUCUUGAUAAUUUUGCGGGAGACAGAUAUGUCAUUAGGGCUAUCUUAAUUUGAGAUUAUCUCCAUGCUGUCAAAACCCAACUCUAAAAUUGUACUCUUUCUAAAUCUUGAAAGAAAAAAAAAAAAGGUUUCAUGUCUCUUUAAGUCUCAUGCUAUCUGGUUCUCAGCCAUAAAUAUUGUUGGAGGCUUGGGAAAGCCUAGAUAAUUGUAGUGCUUACAAGGACAUAAAACACAAACUUUUUAUUUCAUGGUUCAGAUAGAGCAUGCAAUUUUAAACACAUUUCUAAUUUACUUCUAUUAUCAAAAUAAUUUUUUAGGGUGUCUUGUAUACCUUUUUUAAAACAAACUUUUUUUUUUUUUUUUUUUUCCUUUUCUUAAUUAACCACUUUCAGGGAAUUUAAUAAAUGCAAAUUAAAGAGUCUGAAUGUUUGUGCAAAGAAAACACUAAUGUAACAAUCUCCUACUGUAUUUACAUUAUAUUAAAAAGGGCCUUGGAUUUUAUUUAGUAUCAAUUAUCUUUUGCAACAAAGGAAACUACUGUUAUCUGCACAUUGUAACAAAAUGGUACAGUUACAAAUGCAUUUAUUGUCCAACUUUAAGAUUAUAAAGAAAUUACAGUAGAUAUAAUUGAAUAACACUAAAAAAAAUAUUUUAAAUAUUUUGUCUUGUGCUACACGGACGUAUUGUGAAACUUAAUUUUUGUUUCCAUUUGUUACACACAUUUCUAGAUUGUCAUAUGUAGAAAUAUAAUUUGCUAGUUCUUUUUGUUUGUUUUUUUAAAGAUGCAAACGCUGUACAGAUGAAAGUGUAAUUUAUUACCAGCUAUUAUUUUUUAAUGAUGGUAAAACCUGAAAAAAUAAAGAAAACUUGAAUAUU
Molecule: messenger RNA, 7076 nt
Organism: Bombina bombina (fire-bellied toad)
Lineage: Eukaryota; Metazoa; Chordata; Amphibia; Anura; Bombinatoridae
Gene: AMER1
Product: APC membrane recruitment protein 1
Exons: 3
Coding region: 353-3568 (1071 amino acids)
Biological process (GO): regulation of canonical Wnt signaling pathway
Cellular component (GO): plasma membrane
Molecular function (GO): beta-catenin binding; phosphatidylinositol-4,5-bisphosphate binding
Source: RefSeq, a predicted model, not a curated record